Coffea arabica (coffee) is the source of this 1406-nucleotide messenger RNA. RefSeq names its product membrane steroid-binding protein 2-like. Gene Ontology annotation, cellular component: endoplasmic reticulum; membrane; endomembrane system. NCBI's taxonomy places the organism in Eukaryota, Viridiplantae, Streptophyta, Magnoliopsida, Gentianales, Rubiaceae. The record is from RefSeq and is a predicted model, not a curated record.
UAGUCCACUGAUGACUAAACAUACAUACGCCGCCUUAUUCUUCUCACCAGUAAGCGCUGUGGUUAGCUGGCGUUAAAACCUUCGACCUAAACUUCCUACCAAAUUCUGAUCCCAUUCAGAUCCCAGACUCCAGAAAAUUUUCACAUCCCAAAAGGAAAAGAAAAAAAAAAGCUCAGAAAUUUGAAGUUCAUAAAAAAAACAAAAAAAGGAUGAGUCUUUGGACAAGCUUUGCAGAUUCAACAACCCACUACACGGGUUUAUCCCCGACAGCAUUCUUCACAAUAUUAGCAAUGAUGAUUGUAACCUACAAAAUAGUAUGCGGGAUGUUCGUGGCAGGAGGGGAUUACAUGGAGGUCAAAAGGACAAAUGAAUAUGUAAUCCGAGAGCCCGUACAGUUAGGGGAUCAGGUGACCGAGGAAGAAUUAUCAGCCUAUGAUGGCAAGGACCCUAACAAGCCCUUGCUUAUGGCCAUCAAAGGACAGAUCUAUGAUGUUUCCAGAUCAAGAAUGUUUUACGGUCCUGGUGGUCCCUAUGCCUUGUUUGCUGGGAGGGAUGCAAGUCGUGCCUUGGCUCUCAUGUCCUUUGACCCUAAAGAUCUCACCGGAAACAUUCAAGGUCUCAGCAAUUCUGAGCUUGAAACCUUGCAAGAUUGGGAAUACAAGUUUAUGGAGAAGUAUGUUAAGGUUGGGCAGCUUGUUUCUUCCCACAGGACUACUCAAGAAGCUGGACAAGAAAGUGGAGACAAGAAUGAAAAUGCCCAGGGAAAUGAAGCAGAGUAAGAAGCCCUCCUAGAAGCCUAGGUUUUUUUUCCCCUCUACUAAAUUACUCUAUUGAAAUUAGUGAUUCAAAUAUGAACGUUGAUAUAUUUUGAGUCAAUUGCCAAUUCAGUAUGAAGACGUAAUAUGUUGGCUACUUUGUUUUGUACUAGUAUUUUGAUUUCACAAUUGCAAUACAUGAACUGCAAUUGUCAAUGGAUCAAACAGAAGACUACUAGUCAUAUUUACAGUGAGUUGCAAGCAAGAAAUCAAACUCAGUUACCAUUGGUUACAGUGUUCAAGAUUGACCUUGUAUUAAUAACAAAGCUUGCAGCCGUAUUAUUAAGAAGAGCCUCCUACUGGGUAGCGUUCCAGUGGACAAGAUUGACACAGUAUGAAGAACCGAAAACCUUGUUUGUCCGAACCCCAGCCGUACUAUCAAGAUUGAUUGGAACUUGUACGAAGUUUAGUGUAUGAAACGAUGGUUAGGAUUCCAAGUUGCAACAUUGAUUGUGACUUACAAUGGUUCCUAGUUCAGCCUGCAGCCAAUGCCAUGGAUUGGCUUGCAUUGCUGCAACAACAUCUGCAGUUUAUGUAUUAUGUUAGCCCAUCAGGGCUUCACGGAUGCUACAAGAAAUUUUGGUUUGAGCA